Molecule: messenger RNA, 1461 nt
Organism: Hippocampus zosterae (dwarf seahorse)
Lineage: Eukaryota; Metazoa; Chordata; Actinopteri; Syngnathiformes; Syngnathidae
Gene: fut7
Product: fucosyltransferase 7 (alpha (1,3) fucosyltransferase)
Exons: 2
Coding region: 227-1339 (370 amino acids)
Cellular component (GO): membrane
Molecular function (GO): alpha-(1->3)-fucosyltransferase activity
Source: RefSeq, a predicted model, not a curated record
UCCCUCCAGUCUUGAAAACGUCAGAAAGCAAACAAGAUUUUGUCCCACCCAUCGCAAAUAUACUCUUUGUCACAGGCUGGGGGCGUGACAUUUUCGUUAACGAAUGUAGUUCGUCAUUCGCGAACUGUGAAAUAUUAACCAACUCUCAAUUCGUGUCUCGUUUUCUUCAGCAGCUUUCAGCAGUCAAACUCAAAUAUUAGACGGCAUGCUCAUCUGAUUUAAUAGGAUGGCAUCUGAGGAGGUUACCCUGUUGGAGUGUAACCAAACCAAAAAGAAUGCACUUACCCCACUGAGAAAGUGCCAACUCCUCACCUUCCUCUGUCUUUUACCGCUGGUGCUUCUUAAUGUGUGGCUCAAGGCAUUCAGCUGGGACUCCAACGAACAAAUCGACUCCAACGAACAAAAUCAAGUGACGAUUCUUAUGUGGCACGAACCCUUCAGGCCACCCACUCUUUGGACCAGUUUUAUGAACGGGGACCAUAACUGCAGCCCGUCCUGCAAGAUCGUGAGGCGGAGGUCUUUGUUUCCCACGGCAGAUGUGGUGGUGUUCCACAACCGUGAGCUGAUCACUGGACAGGAGAAACUCCCGAUGGAUCUUCCCAGGCCGCCGGGCCAGAGGUGGGUUUGGAUGUCCCUGGAGUCCCCUGUUCACAAUGGAGACCUAAGGAAAUUUGCAGGGAUCUUCAACUUGACGAUGAACUACAGGAGGGAUGCAGAUAUUUCAAUACCCUAUGGAGAGCGGCUCGCCAAAAAGCCUGAAGAAGGAGAAAAUCCUGUGCAGACCAACACGGGGAACAAAAGCAUUCUGGCAUGUUGGGUCGUCAGCAACUAUGCGAGUUCCUACAGAAGAAGCAAAGUACACAAAGAACUCAGCGCUAUAGUUCCUGUGAAGGUCUACGGGCGCUGGACAAAUAUUCCUCUGACCUCAGCGGAACUCAUACCCACCAUCUCGCACUGCUACUUCUAUUUGGCCUUUGAGAACUCUGAGGCAAAAGACUACAUCACAGAGAAGCUGUGGAAAAACGCUUACCAAUCGGGGGCGGUUCCCGUUGUCCUGGGAGCUCCCGUGCAGGAUUACGAAGCCGUGGCUCCCCCUCACUCCUUCAUCCACGUCGAUGAAUUUGCGUCAGUGAAAGAGCUGGCUGUGUAUCUGCAGCAGGUGGCGGGAGACCAGAAGCUCUACAGCGAGUAUUUUCAGUGGAAGCGGAAUUGGAAAACGAAGUUGACCGCCGACUGGAACGAGAGACUGUGUAAGAUCUGCUCCCACUUUGACAGUUUGCCUCCAAACAAGGUUUACGCUGACCUGGCUGCGUGGGAUCAUGCUACUGGCGCGGCGUAAGACUCUUUUCAUGCAGAAAUCACACAAACUGAGCCGCCGUUUACCUGUGAGGUUUACACACAACCCGCCGAACACAAUACAUAGCCAUGUGUGCAAAUUCAUUAAAGUGUUCUGCACCCGUA